This is a messenger RNA of Peniophora sp. CBMAI 1063, 795 nucleotides long. The record is from the annotation of a GenBank genome assembly. Lineage: Eukaryota; Fungi; Basidiomycota; Agaricomycetes; Russulales; Peniophoraceae.
AUGCCCGCCCGCGAGCCCCUCGUAGACCUCCCCCUCGACCGCUUCGUCGACGACAACCCCCGCGCUCCGCCACAGAAACGCCCGCUCUCCCCAGGCUCCACCAUUAUUUCCCCGGCCAAACGGCGCAUGCUCGCCCAGGGCGGCCUCGCGUUUCCGUCUGCGCGCGUACGGAGCCCGCUCGUCGACUUUGGCGCGCAGACGUCUGUGCCGUCGUCUUUGAGAAGCGAGGGUGUGGCGAGGAAACUCGACUUUGGGAUGCCCACUCCUUCGGCGUCGAGAGCGUCGCCUGCGCCCGCGUCCAGUGGCGGGGAGAACGUCGCCGCAGAGCCCACGCGGACCAGGACCUCGCCGCGGCUGGCAGCGCGCAUACCAUCCGGCUCGACGCGCCGCUCGCGGCCGCCGAGCAGCAAAGGCUCAACAGCACCGCUCUCGCGCGAACCCACUCCUUCCAAUUCACCCCUCCUCGUCCCGCGCGAGCUGCCGACGCCACACCGCGCCUCAUCACCCAGCCACCCAGGCUUCGACAUCCCGUUCGAUACGCACGUCGAAGUAUCCCGUCAGCGUGCGUCCGUUAAGCCGCCCUCGUCGCGAGGUUCGUCGCGCGAGCCGGACGGGGAGAAUAAGGAGAACUUGAGGCCGACUAGGAAGGCGAGGAAGAGUGGCGAGGGCUCUGGCAAGCCCGCUAGCAAGAGCGGCAAGGCCAGUGCGAAGGACGAUGGGCCGGGCGCCGCGCUCAGGCGAUCGCCGCGCCUCGUUACGCCCAACGCCGGCGUGCCCAUGGAUAUCGAUCUGUAA